This is a messenger RNA of Clonostachys byssicola, 2043 nucleotides long. Lineage: Eukaryota; Fungi; Ascomycota; Sordariomycetes; Hypocreales; Bionectriaceae. The record is from the annotation of a GenBank genome assembly.
AUGUCCGUGAGGCUUGCUGCUUGCGAGCCCUGCCGGCUUUCUAAGCUUGCCUGCAACCACGAGCGCCCUGUUUGCUCCAGGUGUAGCUUCCGUGGGCAAGGUAGGAGUUGUACGUACAGAGACCGGCCGUUCAAGCGCAGGGAGCGAAGAAAUGGGACGACUCCUGGCGUGGGCAGAGCUUCACCGCAGAGCCCGAUAUCCCCCCCUGAGCAACUCCUCACGGCGCCGAGGCCUCAUCAUUAUCCGAAUCCUGGGUACCUCGGGCAUUCUAGCCAUUCGGCAAUCUUCAACCAAGUGAAUGCAACCGAUACGUCUCCCGGUGGCGAUCCUGGUAUUCUCCCGUUAGAGGUGGAGGCCCCUCUCGGGACGGAUGAUGUCUUCAAGGAUCAGGAUGUCGCCCACAAAGCCAUCCAAGCAUUGAGUCAAUUGGUUCAAAUGGACGUUCCCAGCAUAUGCGGACUAGUAAAUGACUGGAUCGGGCGAAAUGUGAAUCUGCCUCUGGCCGAACCUUUCGUACCGGGGAGCAUUGAGGCUGCGCGUGCAUUUUGGGAGCUCCGUGGUCAUGAGUGCGGCGGCAGUGCUCAGAUCUCCGACCAAUGGAUAACCAGAAAAGCACGGUUUCUGCUCAGAAAUAGCAGAAGGCAAAUCAGACUAGAGAGAGAUACGACUGUGAGUGAAUACAUGGCGCAGAUCUUCGACGACUGCCUGCGCUGGGAGGUCCUAGGUAUUUUCUUCACCGCAGCCUCUCGUGCCGCCCUGGAUACGGACUCAUGGCCGGGUCUGUAUUCCAACUUUGAAGAGAAGCGGCAUCUUAUCAAGGCUGUGGCCUAUAUAAGUGACUGCUGUCUCGAGAUUUGUCUCUCUCUUGAUUGCCUCAAUGAUCUGCAGGCAGUUCUUCAAUACGAGAACCUGAUUGUUCACUCACAGGUGGACGGAGACCAAAGCUAUCAAUUCUGGCGUAAAAUAGGUGAUGCCGCAAGCACAUUCUUCGCCCUCGGAUUCCACGAAGUCAUCGAUGAGAACUCAGCUCGAAUUCCUCUCUUCGUGGCUGAAUUACGAAGAGCCAUUUCAGCUCGAACAUAUUCUGCGGAUAAGAAGAUUUCAGUAUUCUUGGGCCGCCCUCCGCGCAUUGUGAAAGCGCAUUGUACCUUGCAGUUGCCUCGAAACAUCCCGGAUCUUUGGAACGAUGACGCGCAAGAGUCACAUUUACGAUACAUGCAUACAGAUAUUCCCCCAUCUGAGUUCACAACAUUCGAUUCUCUUGAGAAGAUCAACUACACCGCGGAUACUCGAUGUAAUGCUCUCUUCUCCGCUAUCAAAGAGGAGAUCAUAGAACUCUUCCGAACCCGCCACUCUCAUGACCAAGUGGCCAAAAUAAGUUCUCUGCAGCAAGCUGUUGAAAAUAUUUGGCAAAGCUUCCCAGUUCGCUUCAAAUUGUCGACCAGCCUCCGAGACAGCCCUUCCAAUUCGUUUGAACGUGAUUUUCUCGUCGGAACCCGUCUCGAAUACUUGCACAAUCUUCUCCUUCUGGACCUGAUCUCUCUCAAGAAUUCUACAGGCCCCAGUGAGGCUCUCCUCGCGGUCGCGGGCGAGAUGUUGUCUUAUUCAGUUGAACUCAUCAUACUACGGCACACACUGGUCAACUCCGGAACAUCUCUAAUCUGGAAGAUCUCCCAAUAUGGCCUCCCAGCUGCCGCUGCCGUGUCGCUGUCGCUUCUUAACCCAGCAACAAUCUUCAACUCCAAGUCCAGCUCCCGUUCCAACCUCAUCCAAAAUCUCAGCAUCUUCGUUGGAGAGUUCAAGGGAAACACCUUCAUCCAACCCAGUGAACCUAACUACGCACUGUUCGCCCGGGCCACGAGGACAAUUCAAAGCAUACUUGACGCGGUGCUGUCCAGUCCAUUACUACCAUUGCCGCAACAACAGCCUGUGCCGGUAUCCAACGAUCCCACCACCGCCUUCACGUAUUAUUGGGAUCCAUGGGAGUGCGAAAAUGACUUCUGGGCGAACCUGGCGGAGCAUCCGAAUCUUCUGGGGUCAUAA